UGUGCAUUAAAUUUAUGCAAAAGAAACAAAAUAAAAAUAAACCUAUUUGAGUACAAACUGACAUAUAAAGAUAAAAAAGAGUCCACCAUGAAUGAAACAUGACAACCUUUUUUAAAUGGACUGCAAUAUUGUUUUUUAUUUUUGUUAUUUUUCUAAAGCAAUCUUUUGCAAAUAUUUUGCAAAAAAAUUUUAGAGGCAAUCACUUAGAACAAAAAUUUGCAACUGUUACUUCAUCUACAAAUAAUAAACCAAUAUACAAACGUGAAGUCAGUUUUUUUGAUAAAAAUGCAAAACACAAAGGUUCAGAUGUGAUUAACAAAAAAAAUCUGGUUCUUUUUCGUGACAGCAACAACAAAGUAAUAGCUACAUUAAGAGAUCCACGCACAUGGAACAGCGCUAAUGUCACUCUAUCAAAAAUUGAUGACUAUAAACGACUACAGCAAGAACUUCGUAGUUUGGCAAUCUUUAAAGAUACAAUUAGCUUUCCGAUGGUGAAAAAGAAAGAAAAAGAUGGAAUUAACGCACCUAAUAAAAAGUUCCAUAUAACUCAUACAGCAAAACACAUAUCAGGCAAAAAAGUUCAAAAUAAACAGAUUGAAAAAAACUUGUAUUUUUAUGAUAAAAAUAAAAAAGUGAACACAACAUCAAAACACCAACGAUCUCGGAACAACUCUAAAGUUUCUCUAUCUGAUGAUUACAAAAGACAUCAACAAAAGAUCGAUAGGGUUUCUAUUAAAGGUGAACAAAGACAAGAAAUAUUCAAACCUCAGCAAAUGAUCUUAAUUGAUGAUCCUAAUAAUAGCUCACUUGAGAAUGCAAACCUAGAUGUGGUAUUGGAUAAUACUAGAAUUACAGACUUAGAAGGUAUGGCUCCUAAUAUUAAAGUUGAAGAAAAAGAUGACGAGAAUGUUAACAAAGGUUUUGGAGAUCAAAGAAACUAUACGUUAGAGUAUAGCUUGCAAGAAGAUGCACCGAGAGAAACUGAUGGGUCUUUAAGUACUGGAGUAAUCAGCUAUGGUGAUUCAAUAGGUGAUCCUUUAGGAGACCAAUAUGAAGUUCAAAGUACAUUCGAACCAAAAAAAGAAGCUUUAAAAUCAGCUCCUUUAAAAACUGCAUUAGAAAUUCCAUUUGAAAAGUACAAAAACAAAAACGACAUGUUUAACAACAAAUUUUCUAUAACAAAAGGAAAAACAAACAUAACUGAACUUCCAGAUGUAUCAAAGAUCAAUUUAAUUUUACCUAUUAAAACAGUCAAAAAUAACAUCACAAACAAAAACUACACCAUAAACAACAGAAAACUAACAGAAAAUAUUCCCAUGAGAACAAAAAAUUUGACAAAAGAAACUACUAAUCUUACUGCAGAUUUUCGUUUGAAAAACAAAGAUGACUUUGAUGGAUUAGAUUCUUUUUUGAAAAUGAAAAUGAAUAUAUCAGAGAUAAACGAUAAAGAUUUAAGCGAGAAAAAUCAAUUUUUACUUAUAGAAAAUAAAAAUGAUCAAUGGUAUAAAACAGUAAAUGAAAAUAUAAAAAUAAACGAAAGUAGAAAAAUAAAAGAAAAUAGAAUAAAAGGAGAACGAAGAACAAAUAGCGAAAUAGGGAAAAAGAAAACAGAAAGUGAAAAAAUAAAUUACCCAAGAUUUGAUAAUCAUGAAAUGGAUCAAAGUUAUUCAAUUAGAAACAUUGCUAUCGUAGAAAACAGCUCAACCGCGUUUGAAAACAGUUCAAGCGCGUUUGAAAACAAUUUAACCGCGUUUAAAAACGAUUCUACCGCGUAUGAAAACAAUUUAACCGCGUUCGAAAACAAUACAACCGCGUUUGAAAGCAAUUCAACCGCGUUUGAAAGCAAUUCAACCACGUUUAAAAGCAACUCAACUGCGUUUGAAAACAAUUCUACUGCGUUUGAAAACUACUCAAUCACCUUUAAAAACAAUUUAGCUUCAUUUGAAAGCAGUAAUGAAUCUCAACCAGAAGUAAUUUCAAUGGUUCCUUUAAAAAAACAAAACAAAACUAGUUCUAGAUUUGUGUUUGACUCCUUAAAUAACGAUAACAAAUCUUUUAACGGUAACCAUUAUUAUGAUCUUGAGCAAAUAAAGCAGACGCUCAUUGAUCGCAAUUAUGAGAAUAAAAAAAAUAAUUCAAUGUUCAUUGGUGGGAACUAUGAGAAUUUAAAAAUUUAUUCAGGAUAUAGUAAUCAAAGCAAUAAAAAAGCCAAAUUAAAAUACGUUCUUAAACGGAUAAAUGUUUCAGAAGUUGAAAAUACUUAUUUAAGAAGCACCGUGCUGCAGAAUGGUCGAUUUCGACAAUCUUAUCAAAGACCAAAAAAAGAUUUUUUAAUGCAAGAAAAUCAUCCAUCCAGAAAAUCAGUUAAAACAAAAGCUUUUUACUCUACUACUAAAAAUUCUUUAAAAGAUAAAAUUGAGAGAAGUUUCAUAUUUGACAAAUAUUAUGAAAACGAUAAUAAAAAUCAUCUAUACAAAAAAACAAACAAUUUUGAAAACUAUGACGAUGGGUUAUACGACAGCGACCAGCUAAGUUACAAUGAUCUCCAUAAUGAAAUACAAAAUCUACACACUCGUGUUUCAAAUGACGCAGAUCCUGAUAAUGAAGUUCCACCUAGUAAAAAUAUAGAUGAAGUUGAAGAAUUAGAUAGAGACAAAAUAGAACGUUUAGCGGAUGAAAAAAAUGAUUUUUUUCCAAAAAGAGACUUUAAUGUGUCAAUGGAGCCAAUGGAAUUUAUAGAGUCAGAUGACUUACUUGAGUCAGAGAGCUAUAAAAAAAAAGUUGAAAGAGUAAAAAGGAUGAGACACGUUUUUCAUCCAACUGUUGAUCUUGAAGAUACAAAACAAACUUUAUUAAUCUUAAACACCACUUUACAAACAAGUCGUUCAGGCUCUAGCCCUCAGAGUUCGGACUCUCAGAAUGGUUUUUUAGAUUCUCCGAUACCAGCUAAAAGUUCAACUAUCAAUCCAACAACGUCUGCGUAUUCUUUUACAAAAGCAAUAGUUCCUUUUGUUUACAAUACCACACCCAAAUCAUUUGUUACAAACCUAAAAAUUAUCUCAGAUUACAAUUCAGAAAAUUCGUUAAGAAGUAUAAAUGAUAACGACAAUAGCGACAUUAAAGCAAAAUUUAAAAAUGUAAUUGUUUCUGAUACAACGCUCAACAAAACAGAAAACGAAUACAACAAUGGAUUAGAUACAUCUCGAGUAAAUAAAGAAACAGAAACUUCAGGUAAAUCAGUUUCCAUGUCGUCACCUCAUAUUUUAAUGGAUAUUGGGAUUUAUCCAACUUUAUUGAACGAAAAUAAAGAACCGGUAACCAGCAACCGAAUACCAGAAAAUCUCCCUCAAUCUGGUAAAAGUUACGAAAACCCGCCAAAACUUCAGCUAGCACAGAAUUAUGAGUCUCUUAAAGAUUUGGACUUCAAUGGAACACCUGACGCAGAUGAUCUAUUAGAUGAAAAGUACGCUUCUGAAGAAGCAAAAAACUUUAAUCAAAAGAAUCUUGAACAAAACAUAACCAACAACAGUUACAAUAAUUUUUCUUAUAAAGAAAAAGAACAUUCUUUAGGUCUUGAAAAGGGUCUUAUUGCCUUAGAUUCUCACAAUGAGAAUCUAAGGCAAUUAGAGUCGUACAAGUCAAUAAAAUAUUCAGAGCAGCCAGAAUACUUUCAGCAAUCAAAAAAAAAAAGUGCUAACGAAUCGCUUGAGGAUGCAUUUGUUAUCAAUAAAAAGCAAGAAGAUAAGAAACGAAAAGAAAUUUCUACUGAAAAUCUAAUCCCCACAAAAGUAGAUGAUCACUUCUACCCUCCAUUUAAAGGUAUUGAUCAGAACGAUUACGUAAUUGACAAAUUUUCGUUAAAUCCAAACUUUAUUGACAAAGAUGGUAAACUUAAAAUCAGUGCAGAACAAAUGAAAUCUUCAGGAGUAAAAUCAAAUAAAAGUAGUGAACUGAAAGAGAACACGAACAACAAGCUGUCAAAUGGCCUUACAAAAGGCAAUGAAAGUGAGUCACCAACAAACAGCAUUGAAAAUAUAUUACCAACAAAAAGUUAUGAGAAUGGAUCGCCAACAAAGAUUAGCAUAAAAUUUCAUGUUUUAGAUGGAAGUAAAGACAAAAGCAAGCCAAUAAAAGAGCUUGUUAUUCCGAUAGGUAGUUUUACAUCAAAAAUCUCUCAAGAAAUACCUGACAAAGAUGAAGUUUUAAUUCAACUCACAAAACUAUUAUUAAAACUUUUUGGCAAGUCAAAUAACAAACUGUUCGAAAACAAAGAUAUAUCAACAGCAAAUGAAGAAAAAUUGCAUCAGAAAGAAAAUCCAACAGACAUUUUGCAAACUUCAAAUCUUCUUAAAAGUCUUAGUGAAAAACCUGAUGUGGAAGAAGUUUACCAACAAAGUGAAAAUAAAGAAAAUGAAAUUCAAUCAACUGAUUUAAAUAAGUAUCUGAAGUCUCAUGAUAUUAACAAAGAUUUGAAAAGUGCAGUUCAAAGCAUAUUAAAAGAAAUGAGUGAUGAGAGAAGUCAAUCUCUACUUUUGAGCAAAAUUGAUAAAAGUCGGAACAAUCCUGUUAAUAGAUAUGCGUCAUAUAAAGGUCCUGAAAUGGAAUCAACUGAUGAUGAUACAAGAAAUAAUGCUUUAGAUCUUGCAAUUAAAAUAAUUAAUUCAGAAAUAAAAAAAAAUUUUGACUGGAAAAAACAAAAAAAUAUACCUCAACUUUUAAGAGAUGAAUCAAUUAAUGACGAAAACCCAUUUGUUAAAAACAAUACUUAUAACAAUAAUGACGAAAACCCAUUUGUUAAAAAUAAUACUUUCAACAACAACCAAACUUCUAAUAAUGACAAUGUUUUUAAUAGAAACGAGAAUAAUAAUAAAAACAAUUAUUUAAAUAAAAACAAUUCUUUUAAUAUAUACAACAAUUCUAAUAAGAAUGCUGAAGAUUUUUUACGUUCAGAUAAAAUUACUUUUUUAACAAACAGUGACAUAAAAAGUGAAACAUCGAAAAAGAUAACAAACAUUAAAGAAAUGGUAAAGCAAGACAAUGUUCCAACUAAUGUCAUUGUUGAUCCUUUAAGUACUUCAUUUAACUCGGCAAAAAAUGCAGACCCAAGGGGUAAAACCUCGGAAGUUAAAAAUGAGAGGAACUUAACAGUUCAAAAACUUAAUGAGUUUUUACCAUCAUACAAAAAUGAAAUUUUGAGAUCAAGCGAGCAAAAGUAUAUCCAACCAAAAUACAAUAAAAAAGUGAACCCUUAUAGUUAUCUAGAAAAAAAUAAUAAUGACUUCAAAAGCAUAAAAAAGUCUAUUUUAAAAGUAACAGGAGUCAUUCAACCGUUAGAAUAUGAAUUUCAUGAUGGCUCCCGUCUAGAAAACGCGUCUAAAUUUACAAAUGAUUUGGGAGGAACAUUAAAUACUAUGCCGUUGUUAAAUCAAAAAAAUUUAUUUUUUUCUGAUUGUUCUUGCGAUUCUUGUCCUUGUAAAUUAGGUAAAAAAGUGAUAAAUGAAAAUUCAAUUAGACGUCAAGCAACGACAAUUUCUUCUUAUGACGAUGAAAAAAUGAUGAGCUCUCGAUCCUCUUUUGAAAAUGUUCAGCCAACAUCAUCUCCAUAUUUUAUGACCACCAAAUCUUUACUUGAUUUUAGUAAACAAACUUUCGAAGAGCCUUGUUUUGGAGAUUUUUGCGAACAGAAAUCUUGUGUUUCACCACCUUGUUACAAUCAAGAAGAGCAGUGUUUAAGUCCACCUUGCUCAUUUCCAGGAACUGACUGGAAAGUGUCACAUAUGUCAUAUGGAUCCGCCUGUUUGUGUUUAGACGGUAAAAACAAUUGCUCGUGUCAUACUGACAAAGAAACUCCAAAAUUUUCUUCAUAUUCUUCACGUCCUCUUGUAACUCAAAGUCCAUUAUGCAACAACCCACCUUGUAUUCAACAAGCAAAUUCUUAUUCAAAUUGUGCAAAUUAUCCAUGUCAAUUUCAAAGUUAUUUUAAUAUUCCUUUAAGUUGUACAAAUGCCCCAUGUCAAAAUAAUCAAAAUGCAGUCACACAAAAUGCAGGUCUGCAAAAUGCAAUCACACAAAAUGUAGGUAUGCAAAAUGCAAUCACACAAAAUGCAGGUAUGCAAAAUGCAAUUGUUCAAAGUCCAGGUAAUUUUCGCUGCACAAAUUCACCCUGCCAACAAAAUGAUUUUUCUAGCCAGUGUUAUGGUACACAAUGUUCCUCGCCUCCAAACUUUAGCACAAAUUGCUUCUCGCCCCAAAAUUUUUACUCUCAAUGCUCGUUACCUCAAAAAUAUAAUAAUUAUAAUAAAGAUUUCACCAACCAUCCACAAAAUUGCGGAAACGGAAUACCGUGUAUCAGCUCCUCUGCAAACUAUUUUAAUAAUUUUGAAAACAGUUAUGGAAACUUACCAAACUUUUAUCAGCCACAAUGUACCAAUAUGAUGUGCUGCAAUAAUUCUCCUUGUUUAAAUGAUCAAAUUAAAGAUAAAAAAAAGAAAAAUAAAAAUACAGAAAGUGAGAAUGAUGAUAACAGUAUAAAUUUAAAAAUAGAAAAUACAUACAGUCAGGAGGACACAACUACAAAAUCGCCCACGCGUAGACCAACAAGAAAGGUGUUAAUUGUUUUUGCACCCACUCAACCACCUAAAAUAAUUUAUGCCCCACCACCAGCACCACCACCACCAAUUUAUUCAGUCCAAGCUCCAAAAACAAUCUAUAAAACUGUAUCUAUUGCAACCACUCCAAUUACCAAUCAAAUACAAGUACAACCAGUUGUAACUAAUUACCAACCAAGUACUAGUUCACCCCGAAUAGUUAAUGUAGCUGCUGAACCAACGGUUACUAAACCAUUGUAUGUUAUUCGUUAUAUAAAUCGUGUUCCACAACGUUCGAAACCUAAAGUUGUUGUUAAUCCUAAGGUCCCACAGAGAAUUGUUACAGCACCAAUGGCUGCUGAGAAAAUAAUUAAAAAACCAUUACAGAGCUAUCAAUUCAAAAGACCAUCUUUCUAUAGAGGUUCUAACAGACUUUCUAAUUAUCAAAAUAAUAUUAACUCAGAGUAUAACAGAAGACCUGUUUCUUUUAAUCGAUAUUCAAGUAGAAACACUGGUAAACAAACUACAAGACCUACCUCAGCUAAUCGUUAUUCGAAUAGAGUUCCUAGUGAAUUAAAUACACGACCUACUUCAAUUAAUCGUUAUUCAAAUAGACUUCCAAGUGAAACAAGUACUCCUUAUGAAUACAAUCCUUUAUCUAAAAAUUCAAGGAAAUUAAAUGCACUUCGUCAGAAAAACCGAUUUAGGGAUAACUUUCGACCUACAAACUCAACAGUUGAUCAGGAUUCAAUGAAUUAUGAAGAAAAUCCAAGUUAUUUCAACCCAACAAAGUAUCAAAAAAGUAAAAAUAAAUUUCCUGGCAAUAAUCCCUUCAAAAAUAAACUGCGAGUUUCAAAUAAUGACCCAUCUAAUGAUCCGGAAAAUUCGUUAUUAUCUUCUUCAUUUGUGCACACUAAGCCAAGAAAUUUGGAAAAUGAAGCGGAAGAAGAGGAAGGAACGGUAUUCGAUUCUGAAGAUGUAUUCGAAUCAAACUCAGUAGAUGGUAAUUCUUCUAAGGAUAGAUUAUCAAGUCAAAGUGUAUUGGAACUUGCAAAAAAUAAAAAAUUUCGCAAUCAGUUAAAGAAUAUGAAAGGAAAUGAUAAUAUUGAAAAGCUUGUCAAAGGAAUAACCAACCACGCACGUAAUUCAGGAGCUAUACCAAUGUCAGAUAUUGAAGAAAGAAUUUCUGAUCUUUUAGCCGAAGCCAUCGUUUCUGCUAAGCAGACUAGUGGUUCAAAAAAACACAUUGAGAGUGGUUUCAAAAAAAAAGUUAAUCCAUUGAGUGAGUUUUUUGAAAACGGAUUAGUGAGACAUAAUAUUGCAAGCAGAUUAUCAAAUUAUUUUUCUUAUGCUAGUAAAGGACAUGAAAAUACUGAACAUAAAGAAUUGCUUCAAAACCAAAAAUCAAAUGUUAACAAAAUAACUAUAAAAAAAAAUGAUUUGGAUUCUAAAAUCGAUUCAUUAAACGCUUAUAAUACAUUGUUCAAAAACCUGACUAGUGGAAAUAUGGAAAAGGCAGUUGGAGCAAAGCGAUCAAAAACAACUACAAAAAAUGAAAUAUCAAAACAAAAUCUGUUUGGUUUUUCAUCUUCAAAAAACAAACUUUUAGAUAUUGCAAAGAUAAACUCCUCUUCAAAAGUUCUUGUAGUUAAAUCGUUUCAAAAUGGUAUUAAUGGUUUUACAAAAAAUCCAAAUUUAAAUCUUAAAGUUCCAAAUUUAAGACUUAAAUCUCAAAACCCUGUUGUUACAUCAAAACAAUUACCGACAGCCUUUGUUUCACAAAAACCAAAAUUAAAACCCAUAGUUAAAAAUGCUUUCAAAACAAAUCAACGUUUUAAUCAAAAUCCUCAAUUAAGUUUUUCGUUAAAAAAUGGUAAAAAUAGUAAUCAACCAAUUAAAAACACGUUUAAAAUGGAAAUAAAGAAAACAAAUUACAUUCAAAAAACUAAAGACAGAUAUCCUGAAAAUAACUUUCCAAUAAAGUCUAGUCAACAUACGACAAACAAUUUCAUUAAACAAACAGUUAAUCGGCUUAAAUUCAAACCAACAGAAAAGAAUCUGCGUGCUUUACACCCAAUAUCUACUCAGGUUUCAAAAUUUAUUCUCCCUUUAAAAAAUAACAAUUACCUACUAUUACCAAUUAGUGGCAAUCGUUUUACUACGGGCAUUGAAAGUCAAAAAUAUAUACUUUCAAAUAAGCAACCACAAAAAAAUUUGAACUCUUCACAUAUAAUAAACAUACGUAAUCCACUUCGUAAUUCGAAUACAGGAAAAAUAAUAAGAGAACCACAAACUGAUUUCUAUGCACAAAAUUUAAAAAAGAAACCGCAAAGCAUUUCCAACGCAAUACAGGUAAAAAAGACACCGAAUCACACCUUGGAUACAGUAAUAACAAUACGCAUACCAAAACAUAGACCAGAUGCAUCUAAAAUAAUGAGCAGACCGCAACACAACUUGCAUGCUAUAAAAAUCAAAAAAGGUACAGAGAAAGUUCUUAAACAACAACCAAUUUUUAUGUCACCAAUGAAUAUAGAAAAAACUAAUUGGCUUUUGUUUUCAAAAAACCAUUCCUCGUCUGCUUCAAAUAAAAAUAAUAGUACAAACAUAAAUAAAAAACCUUCUGGCUUGACUAAAAAUAAAGUUUUAAAGCUCCCUUACUCUUUAAAAUUUACUAAAAUGCGUGAUAACUUCAAAACUGAAAAAAUACAUAAAAAUGCUAAGUAUGUAGAAAACAAAAAACUGUUAGCUUUGAGUCCACAAGCUGUCGCCAUGUUGGCGUUUGCCGAUGAAUUAGAUAAAAAAAAUGAUAACGAAUUGAGCCUUAAGAAAGUUUGGGAAGAUAAAAACAAAAUGCAGGAAGCCAUUUUAAAAAAAUACAAAGAUAAACUGUUUCAAAGAAAAGAAGAAGGUUCUAUUAACAAAAAGGAAAAUGAUUCAGUUAGAGACGUACAUAAAAACAUUCAUAUUGAGUAUAAAAAUCUUAUUCGUAAUAUCCAAAAUAAAACCAACUACUUAGUAACCAAUCACCUACCAAAAUAUAUUGAGAUGGAGUUUGAAGCUACGACAGCGGCUCAGCGGCGCAUAGCUUACCCAACAAUGAGAGAGCUAAAAAGAAUGGUAAUAAAUUUUCAUAACAAGAAUUCAAUAAAAAACAUGCUAGAAAUUGAAAGAAAAAUUCAAGAUGUUACAAACAGCUUAGCAAGGUAUAAUCAACCAACGCCAAGCGGCAGCCAUAAAUUAAAAGCCAAAAUUAAAAAAAAGAUGCCAAAUGAACUUUUGAAUAAACAAAACAAUGCAUCAAAUAAAAAUAAAAUAGAGACACCUUUUACUCCAACACGUUUGAUAAGUAACUGGUUUCUCUGGAACAAUUAUCUGUCAAAGUUAGAAAAACAGAAUCCUUCUAGAACAAUUAAGCUUAAAGAUUCAUGACAUCAGUAAACUAUACACAGUACAUCACAACACAAACAUUAGCUGAAGUACACAUAUUUUAAACAUAUAUUUUUAUAUCUUUUGUAUAUAAACUAUUAAUGAAUUUUAUUUUGUA
This is a messenger RNA of Hydra vulgaris (swiftwater hydra), 10131 nucleotides long. RefSeq names its product protein PF3D7_1417600. The record is from RefSeq and is a predicted model, not a curated record. NCBI's taxonomy places the organism in Eukaryota, Metazoa, Cnidaria, Hydrozoa, Anthoathecata, Hydridae.